AUGCUAAAAGGAAAACGUAAAAGCUAUCCUGUAAAUCUAAAACUCGAUACAAUUGAAUAUGCAAAAAAAACAAAUAAUCAUGCUGCAGCACGGUUCUUUAACGUCGAUUAUACUCAAAUCAGCAGGUGGCGAGUGAAAGAAGAGGAGUUCAAAAAUGCAAGGAAAACAAGUCACAGAAUAGGAUCCGGUGCUUCGUCAUUAUAUCCACUUGCUGAAAAUUCAUUGAAAGAGUGGAUAUUUAAGUUAUCAUACUCUAAUACUCUUAAUAUCUUUAAAGCAUCAGACCCAUGGCUUAAUCUUUUUAUGAAUCGGUUUAACCUUUCCCUUCGCAGAUGCACAAAAACCUUCCAAAAACUUCCUAAAGACUUACAUGAAAAAGUUACUGAGUUUCAUGGUUUUAUUAAUGAAUUAAGAAUAAAUAAUAAUUUUGAACUUAACUGUAUUGCUAACAUGGAUGAAACUUCCGUUUACUUUGAUAUGGUUGGUGCUUAUACAAUUAAUGAUCGAGUUUUAGCGGAUGGAUCAAAGCUCCCUCUGAAGAUUAUUUUCAAAGGAAAAAGAGUGCCUAGAGGCCAAUAUCCCCCUGGAAUAGUUAUUAGAAUACAAAAGAAUGGGUGGAUGGAUGAAGAGUUGAUGAAAGAAUGGUUAGAAGCAGUUUGGAAGCAAAGACCUG
Messenger RNA from Dentiscutata erythropus, 673 nucleotides. NCBI's taxonomy places the organism in Eukaryota, Fungi, Glomeromycota, Glomeromycetes, Diversisporales, Gigasporaceae. The record is from the annotation of a GenBank genome assembly.